AUGUUCUCCGCCGUUUCUCAGGUGGUUGCAAACACUCACCAACCCGAUGUUUCAUAUCGAUCCCUGGCAUUGCCGGCGAGUGAAGAUAGCCCAGAUAUCCGCCAGACAUAUCGACCAUUCAACCUCGACGACAACGCAUCCGAGGACUGGGUGAAUAGUUUGGACUUAGCCACCGCGACGGACAUGGCAGAACAUAACCUGCGGGUUACAAACGAGAGGCUGAAAGUCCCAGUACUCUAUGGCAGUCUUCGCAAAAGAUCAUAUUCGCGACUAGUGGCAUUGGAAGCUUCCCGGAUUCUGUUCCGGCUCGGCUGUGACGUACGCGUCUUUGACCCCGAAGAUCUUCCCGUGAAGAACGAGAGUGAUACCGCCCAUCCCAAAGUACAGGAGCUCAGAGAACUCAGUCUAUGGAGUAAUGGACAGGUCUGGGUUUCACCUGAGCAACACGGCAAUCUAACCGCUGUGUUCAAGAAUCAGAUCGAUUGGAUUCCGUUGACUACCGGAAGUGUUCGUCCCACCCAAGGCCGAACGCUGGCCAUUGCCCAGGUGUGUGGGGGAUCCCAAUCAUUCAAUGCGGUCAACUCUUUGCGUAUCCUGGGUCGGUGGAUGCGCAUGUUUGUGAUCCCGAAUCAGUCUUCGAUCCCCAAGGCAUACACACAAUUCCCGGAGGAAGGUCAGCCAGGAGAUCAACGACUCAUGCCUAGUGGCAACCGAGAUCGUCGAGUGGAUUGCAUGGAGGAGUUUGUCAAAUAUACGAUCCUGAUGCGGCCUCACAUCAGUCUUUUUAGUGACCGUUUUAGUGAGCGAGAGGAGAAGAAGAUGAAAGAGGCGAAGCUGAAUGCCUCUUUAGCCAGUUUAAAAACAUCGAAGUAG
Molecule: messenger RNA, 873 nt
Organism: Penicillium digitatum Pd1
Lineage: Eukaryota; Fungi; Ascomycota; Eurotiomycetes; Eurotiales; Aspergillaceae
Product: Arsenic resistance protein ArsH
Molecular function (GO): oxidoreductase activity, acting on NAD(P)H, quinone or similar compound as acceptor
Source: RefSeq, a predicted model, not a curated record